UAGGUCUGCUGCUGCCAAGUUUUUGACUCCAGCUGUGCCAGGUUCCUGCAGUUACAAGCUUUCUCUUCGGCCUGGCCGCAGCGGGAGGAGGCGGCUGGCGGGUUGUUUUUAAUGACUGUGCACCUAGUAAUGAUUAAUCCCUGGGCUGCCAUUUUAAGAUGAACAAAGAGGGGAGGAAAACAGAGGGGAUCCAGGUAGCUGCUUUUAAAGGAAACCCAGCCAACCCCCUUCUCAAGGCAGUGGCUCCAGGAAUGGAGCCCUGAGCCAGGGGCCCAUCUCCAGACAGCACCAGGCUGAUUAACGGCACAUUUACCAAUAAUACUACGCGCCAGAGACCAGCACAGCUGGCACCAGAGAUAGCUGCAAACCAAGGUGUUUCUAAGGCUGUGGUCUCCUGGCGCCUGCCCUGCGUUGGAUCCUUCCUCCGCCAUGUACAGCCAGAAGCCCUACACCAGCCCGCCCACCGGCUACGGCCCCCCCGGCGACGGCUACGGCUACGACAUCCACUCGCCCCCCCAAGGCUCCUUCUACGUUGAGGACGUGCCGCAGUAUUUUUACAAGUGGAACUCUCCGCCCGGCGUGGUGAGGAUCCUGGCGGCCCUGGUCGUCCUGCUCUGCGUCACCAUCUUCGCCUGCGUAGCCUCCACGCUGGCCUGGGAAUAUAACUACGGCUACGGGGGGAUGUACGGGAGCGGGCUAGGGAGCUACUACGGGUCUGGCUAUUAUGGUGGAGGGAUGGGCUACGGGGGCUACGGGGGCUAUGGCGGAUACGGCGGCUAUGGAGGCUACUAUGGCGGGAUGACCAACCCGCGGGCAGCCAGCGGCUUCAUGAUCGCCAUGUCGGUCUUGUGCUUCAUCGCGCUGCUGGGGUUCUUCGUGGCCAGCGUCACCAAGUCCAGCAGCGCCCGCUCCCGCAGGUUUUACCUGGCGGUCAUUGUGGUGUGCGCCAUCCUGGCCUUCGUCAUGCUCAUCGCCUCCAUCGUCUACAUCAUGGGCGUCAACCCCCGGGCGCAAAUGACCGGCAGCUACUACUACAGCCCCAUGCUGACCAUGUGCAACCAGAUGUACUCCUCCGGUGGAGCCUACAUGAACCAGUACCUCUACCAUUACUGCACCGUGGACCCGCAGGAGGCCAUCGCCAUUGUCUGUGGGUUCUUCAUUGUCAUUCUUCUCUGCGUGAUUUGCUUCUUUGCUCACAAGACGCGCCACAAGAUCUGGAAGUUUGGGAAGCCCAAUAUUUACUGGGACAAGCCACUCGCCUUCCAGGAGGGCCCCAACGUGGAGGAGUGGGUGAGUCUAGGAUGGCGCAGGCUGCGGGUGGAGCAGAUGAGUGAUAGGGACUUUGAGCGUGAGCGUCUGAUGCCGAAAAGCCUAAUGCAGAGUGACAAGCCCUCCAGGGCGCUGCUAGGCCAGGGCAUAUGGCAGUUGGCAUCCCCUCCGCUGUAUGGCGUGACGCAGAAAAGCAGCCGUCUCCGCAUCAGGGAUCUGAACAGCACCAACAAACCCAGUCGUGGGGAAAUUAACACAGUCGCUGGAGGAAAAGACUCGUCCGUAGCAGGCGCCUCCUUUGUUCUGCUGAGCCCCGUGUCCACAUAUCCCCCCCCCAGCUCUCCUGCCCGUGUGGUCAGCGAGCCGCCCGCCAGGACCUUCAGCACCAGCACGCUGGAGGAGAGGGGGAGGGAGAGCUCCAGCAGGCCCGCCGCCCGGCGUGGGAGGAGAAGGAGGCGCAACCCCGCGCUGGACGAGUCCCAGUACGAGACGGACUACACCACAGCCAUGGAGUCCAGCGACGAGCAGGACAAGGACGAGUGGGGCAGCGCGUACCCCCCCAUCACCUCGGACGGCAUUCGCCAGGAAUACAAGCAGGAGUUCGACGCCGACCUCAAGCACUACAAGCAGCUGUGCGCCGAGAUGGACGACAUCAACGACCAGCUGAACCAGCUCAGCAAGCAGCUGGACGGCUUGUCGGAGGACAGCCCGCAGUACCAGGGAGUCGCCGAGGAAUACAACCGGCUGAAAGAUUUAAAACGGACUCCUGAUUAUCAGACAAAGAAAAUGGAGAGCAAAGCUCUGCGGAACAAGCUGUUCCACAUCAAACGCAUGGUGAGCGACUACGAUAAGAUGAGAGGGUAGUGCGGAAAGCGGAAUCCUUUGGAGGGGGAAGAAAUUCUGCGUGUGGUCAGCUGACUUCCCUCCACGAAGCGCUGCAGGAAUGCCGAACACCUGGACGAAAACCAGAUUUCUUUUUGUUUUGUACAUUCGUUUCCAAAGCAGAAUCUCUCUAUCUUUGUGCCAUUUCCAAACCGAAACCCGACAGGUCUCGGCGAGCGGGGCAAGAGGGCGAUUUUUAGAACAGAAAUGAAACUCCAAGGAAGUUUGCGCUCUGGUUUGAUGCCGGUGGGCCCGUAUCCUACAAUGACCUAAGCAGAAAUCCUGGCCCCAUUGAAAUCAGUGACUUCAGUGGGGCUAGGAGAUCACCCUUGGUGCUUAAGUUUAUGCUGCGAGUCAUUAAUUCAAUAGAACUGAGCAUUAAGCAUGCGCCCGCAGUUGCUGCAGCCUCCGUUUGUACGUGUGCAGAUGUAAAUUUGUAAAUACGUGGGUGUGUAUAUAAAUUAGCCUCCUGUUUUAUAUGAUCAAAGGGUGAAUCUCUCUGUAGCAUGCUCCCAUGCUGGUCCCCAUCCUGCAAGCCCUUACUCGCCCACGUAGUCCCAGUGAGCUCAGAGGGACAUCCCUUGGGAGCGAGGACCCUCGGUGGGUGAAAUUCACCCUGGGCAGAGGGGUUUGUACAAGGCCUGCGCACCACUGACACCCCCUGAGCACGGUAGGGGGAAUGCGGCUCCAUUGACCUCGGUGGGGAUCGUGCCGUUGACUUCAGCAGAGCCUGGAUUUCACUCCAUGAUGGGGACUUUGUGCUGCAUAAGCCUGAUGCUGGAUCCCUGCCCAGGAAAGGUUUGCAGGAUUGGGCCCAUGCGCUCUGGAAAGGACUCCUGCUCCCUCUUAGAUUCCUGUCGUCCUUCCCCUCCAGCCGUCCCAAUGUGAUUCAAAGCCAGGAGCAUGGGAGCCCGGCGGCUGGAG
Terrapene triunguis (Three-toed box turtle) is the source of this 3075-nucleotide messenger RNA. Its product is annotated as occludin-like. Gene Ontology annotation, biological process: positive regulation of transcription elongation by RNA polymerase II; snRNA transcription by RNA polymerase II; bicellular tight junction assembly. Gene Ontology annotation, molecular function: cis-regulatory region sequence-specific DNA binding. Gene Ontology annotation, cellular component: bicellular tight junction; membrane; transcription elongation factor complex. The record is from RefSeq and is a predicted model, not a curated record. The transcript has 8 exons. The coding region runs from base 430 to 2133 and encodes 567 amino acids. NCBI's taxonomy places the organism in Eukaryota, Metazoa, Chordata, Testudines, Emydidae.